ACAGUCAUGGCUCAACUUCUGCUAUUGUUGGUGGUGGGGUGCUCAGCUGCCCUCCCAGAGACUCCGGUGGGCAACAGUGAGGGAUUUGACUUAACAGCAAAUGUCAUCUUCAAUCAAAUUGCCUUACAGGAGGAACAUAAAGGCCUAGAUGACGGUAUCAAGACUGUGCUGAGGACAAUGUUGAACCUCACAGAAGUUGUCUCUACCAAGCUAGCUCUUCAAAACAGGUGUACACAAGAUAUUGAAGAGAAGAACAACAUAACGCGCCACCUGCUGGAGAAACUGGAGCAAGCGGCCAGUGUCAACCACGCCCUGGAAGCAGAGAAUAGACAGCUUAAGGAGGACAUGGCUGAAUUAAGAGAGGAAAACUCUCUGGUAAAGAGGAACAACACUUUUCUGAGGGAGGAAAACACGUCGGUGAUGAAGGCAAACACUCAGGAAAAGAAGGACAACGCACUCCUGCGGGAGGAAAACACCCAACAGUGGGAGAAGAAUCUUCGCUUGAUGAAGGAAAACAAUCGACUAAUGGAUGAAAUUUCUCUCCUGAGGGAAGACAAUACUCAAGUGAGAGAGGAGAGCACUCAAGUCAUAAAGAACAACACUCUAUUGAUGGGGGAAAACGAUCUGGUGAGAGAGAACAAUACUCGCCUGGCGGAGGAAAACACUCAGGUAAUUGAGACCAACGCUCGACUGACAGAAGAAAACAGUAAACUGAGGCAGGACAACACCCGCCUGACUGAGGAAAACACUCGCGUAUUGGAAGAAAACAUCAACUUGAAGGCAGCCAUCGAACUGGUUGAGGGGGAAAAUAGUAAGAUGAACAGCAGCUUGCAAAUAACAGAGGAGGAAAAUAGACGAUUGAGUUCGGCAACUCGGGAGGCGAAGGAGGAGUCAAGGUUGACGAAGGAGAGGAACCGAGACCUGGAACAUGCAGUGACAGAAGCCAAAGAAGAGAGGAAGAUGACAGCAUCAAGAACCGUUGAACUAGAAAGGCAGAACCUCCUGUGUAAACAAGAAAAAAGCAGGACACAAGAAUCAAACACGUUCAUUGAAGAGCAACUCUCAAGAACAGAAGAUGAAAUCAACUUGUUGCGAGAAACAAACGCAGCUCUUCAAGAAGAGAAAGAAAGAAAUGAGCAGCGAAUAAGGAGUAUUGAAGAAGAGAAGCAGCAAAUUUUCACACAGAACAGUCUGAUGGAACAGGAAAACCAGCAGCUGAAGAGUAAUAUUACCAACCUUUCCGUAAGGGUGGUGACUGCCAGAGACUGUGCGGAACUAUACUGCCGGGGAGCACGAACGGACGGUGUGUACCUAAUCAAACCAGCCAGGUAAUGUCAGGUCAAUCAGGUUGUGUAUGGCUAAGCCAGGUCAUACUGUGUCAGGUCUAUGUAAUGAUGACUUAUCUAGGUUACACCACGUCAGGUCAACCAGGUGUUGUACGAUUAUGGAAACGGAACACCGUACCGACAAGUGGAUCGAGAUUGAUGAGUGAAACAUGUGCCUACACAGUAGACCUCUUCAGUCGAAUACAGAGGCGGCGGCAGAAGCAGUAGAGACGUCGUUUUGAGGUGGUC
This is a messenger RNA of Cherax quadricarinatus, 1574 nucleotides long. NCBI's taxonomy places the organism in Eukaryota, Metazoa, Arthropoda, Malacostraca, Decapoda, Parastacidae. The record is from RefSeq and is a predicted model, not a curated record.